Austrofundulus limnaeus is the source of this 423-nucleotide messenger RNA. Its product is annotated as transcription factor HES-5. Gene Ontology annotation, molecular function: protein dimerization activity. NCBI's taxonomy places the organism in Eukaryota, Metazoa, Chordata, Actinopteri, Cyprinodontiformes, Rivulidae. The record is from RefSeq and is a predicted model, not a curated record.
GCUUGUUCUGAUUGGAUGAGACUGUGAGAAACUCCGGGCAAACCAAGACCCACACAUUGAAAUGGAGAUGAGGGAGUAUAAAUAGGAGGGAUGGAGGCAGCAGAGAUCAGAUUCUCUCUACAGAGACCUCAGCAGCACAGAGAUCCAAGCAUGGCACCUACAAUCACUGCAGCACUCAUCAACUCUCAGGAGAACCUGACCCACAAGCUCAGGAAGCCUCUGGUGGAGAAGUUCCGCAGAGAGAGGAUCAACAGCAGCAUCGAGCAGCUCAAGUCUCUCCUGGGUCCAGAGUUCCUCAAACAGCAGCCAGACUCCAAGCUGGAGAAAGCAGACAUCCUGGAGAUGACAGUCUGCUUCCUGACUCGCCUGCAGCAGCAGCAGCAGCAGCAGCAUCCAGCUGUGGACUCAGCAGCUGUCCAUCGG